GUGAGCGGACCAAUCAGAUUGUCGGACGGCGCUCCGUCAACAAACAAUAGAUCGAGGCUAGCUGAGUUCAUCACCGCGAUGCGUCUCCGCUAGCGUCACUUCUUACUCCGCUCCCCGCUCCUCCUGUCCUCCAGCUCCUCUCCUCCAGACCCGCUCCCCGUCUCUGAGUCUCCAUCUGUGUGUUUCCAUCGUUCCAGCCGCGUUCUGACCGCGUUAGCCGCGUGUAGCUCCCCGGCUAACGGAGCUAGCUUCAGCGUUAGCUUAGCAUGUCCGGGCAGUCGUCGGGCUGCGGGUUCCUGCUGUCGGUCGUCGUCCACGGGGACUCGGCUCUGAACGAGCAGGAGAAGGAGCUGAACCAGCGGCUGCGGAGGCUGUACCCGGCCGUCAGCGAGGCCGAGACGCCGCUGCCUCGAUCCUGGAGCCCGAAGGACAAGUUCAGCUACAUCGGCCUGUCCCAGAACAACCUGCGUGUGCACUACAAAGGUCACGGCAAAACCCCUAAAGAUGCGGCGUCUGUACGGGCCACCCACCCGAUCCCGGCCGCCUGCGGCGUCUACUACUUCGAGGUGAAGAUCAUCAGCAAAGGCCGAGAUGGGUACAUGGGCAUCGGCCUCUCGGCUCAGGGCGUGAACAUGAACAGACUCCCCGGUUGGGACAAACACUCGUACGGUUACCACGGAGACGACGGACACUCCUUCUGCUCGUCCGGCACCGGGCAGCCCUACGGACCCACGUUUACAACGGGCGACGUGAUCGGCUGCUGCGUGAACCUCAUCAACAACACCUGCUUCUACACAAAGAACGGCCACAGCCUAGGCAUCGCCUUCACAGACCUUCCACCCAACUUGUACCCGACGGUGGGCCUUCAGACUCCGGGGGAGGUGGUGGACGCAAACUUCGGCCAGCACCCCUUCGUGUUCGACAUCGAGGACUACAUGCGCGAGUGGAGGACGAAGAUCCAGGCCCAGAUCGACCGCUGCCCCAUCGGAGAGCGCGAGGGCGAGUGGCAGUCCAUGAUCCAGAAGAUGGUGGCUUCCUACCUGGUGCACCACAGCUACUGUGCCACCGCCGAAGCCUUCGCCAAAUCCACAGACCAGGCCGUGCACGAGGAGCUGGCCUCCAUCAAAAACCGACAGAAGAUCCAGAAGCUGGUGUUGUCAGGUAGAAUGGGCGAGGCCAUCGAGACCACCCAGCAGCUCUACCCCAACCUCCUGGAGAGGAACCCAGACCUUCUCUUCAUGCUCAAGGUGAGACAGUUCAUAGAGAUGGUGAACGGGACGGACAGCGAGGUGAGGUGUCUCGGAGGUCGCAGCCCAAAGUCUCAGGACAGUUACCCCGGCUCCCCCCGGCCCUUCAGCAGCCCCAGCCACAAAGCCAGCAGCUCCCAGCCUUACAUCCCAGGGUUUGACAGUAACUGCUGUAAUGGUGUGACGUCUAAUAAGAGCCACAGCUCCUCCCCUCACAGUCACAAGCCCCUCCCCCCAGGCUCUGGCUCCACCCUGCCAGCGUCUGAUGUUAGCCUCAACGGGAGCCACAGCCAACCGCCCAUAACCAGUAGCGACGUGGAUAUGGAGGUUGACCACUUCACCAACGGAGUGACAGAAUCGUCCUCCAAUGGUUUCCUCAACGGCAGCUCCAAACACGCCACCGAGCCCGACGACUGUGACGCGGACAUGGAGGUGGAGUCGACUCAGUCCAAGAGGCAGCUGUGCGGCGGGAGCCAGGCGGCCAUCGAGAGGAUGAUCCAUUUCGGCAGGGAGCUCCAGAGCAUGAGCGAACACCUCCGCCGCGAGUGUGGCAAGAACUCCGCCAACAAGAAGAUGCUGAAGGAUGCGUUCAGCCUGCUGGCCUACUCGGACCCCUGGAGCAGCCCGGUGGGCUACCAGCUGGACGCCAUCCAGAGAGAGCCCGUCUGCUCCACUCUCAACAGUGCAAUAUUAGAGACUCACAACCUGCCCAAGCAGCCCCUGGCCCAGGCCGUGGGUCAGGCGGCCCAGUGCCUCGCCAUCAUGGCACGGACUGGCAGCGGCUCCUGCGCCUUCGCCUCCGUGGACGAUUACCUGCACUAGCCCCACGUGUACACACACACACACACACACACACACACACACACACACACACACACACACACACACACAUACAUACACAC
Anoplopoma fimbria (sablefish) is the source of this 2149-nucleotide messenger RNA. It is a transcript of the gene ranbp9, whose product is annotated as RAN binding protein 9. NCBI's taxonomy places the organism in Eukaryota, Metazoa, Chordata, Actinopteri, Perciformes, Anoplopomatidae. The record is from RefSeq and is a predicted model, not a curated record. Gene Ontology annotation, biological process: cell surface receptor signaling pathway; cytoskeleton organization. Gene Ontology annotation, cellular component: cytoplasm. Gene Ontology annotation, molecular function: protein binding.